This is a messenger RNA of Cinara cedri, 2384 nucleotides long. The record is from the annotation of a GenBank genome assembly. NCBI's taxonomy places the organism in Eukaryota, Metazoa, Arthropoda, Insecta, Hemiptera, Aphididae.
AACUUGUUAAAUGUCAAGUCUUUUCUUACAUCAAUUGAGCUAGUAAAAUUAAAACUAUUAUGAAAAUUAACCAUUUUAACUACCCAAAAUUCGAAUUUUUUUUUAUGUUUAGAGUUUAAAACAUUAAAAACGUAGAUGAACAUGUUAAACGAAGAACGUUAUUUAUUGGUUAACAUUAAUGACUAAGCAAUUUAGCAAUCAUAUUGUUAUGUGUGAUAAAUAAAGAUAGCAACACCAUUCUUAUUUGUUGCCUUUUUCUAACACGCUAUCUAGGUUAUGUUUACAUAUUUGGUCUUAUGGCUGGUGAGCAUUAUAUAUACAUAAAUCAUAUUAUAUAAUUCAUUGGCUGUUACUAUGAAAAAAUCGUUUCUAACAUCAAGUUAUGAAAGUUUUCCAUUCCUAUGAAAACCAGUCACUAAUUUUCUAUAGAUUUAUUAAUUUUUGACGAGUAAUUAUUAUAACUAUUAGUAAUAAAAAAUAAAAGUUAAUUAAAAAAAAUUAUAAAAUAACUAAUUUGUAACUUUGUAACUUGUAAAUUUUUUAUUAACAACUCUUAGCUAAGUUAGCUAUAUUAAAGAAAGUAGGUAAGUAUAACUUACUCAGUUACUAAAGUUAAGUAAUUUGACUUUUACUGGUGAAUGCUGAACGGCGAUCUGUUUAGUAUUUAAUAAUUACUAUUAAAUCUUUUGCUGUUUUUAUUAAAUAAUAAUAUGAUGCAUGGCUAAUGAUUUAAUAACAAUGUUUUUGGUCGCAAGGAAUGGCAUCACUGCUGUGUCAUUACCAGCAUAAAGUAUAAUACUACGAGUAACCGCACCACUCACCCGCGCCUUAGCUGGAUCUUCCGUCUAUUGGUAUAAGGUAUGUGGUUCGGAGCGUGUUGAUUCAAAUUGUAUUAAUUUCACUACUUCACGAGUGUAUGUUUUAACGGUGAUAAGAGGUUGUGAGUUGUGAUACUGUUAAUAAAAAAAAAUUGUAUUACAGUCAUACAUAUAUUCUUUCCUAGAAUAAUAUCUUAAAUUCUUUCGUUCUUAUUAAUUCGAAAGUUCAUCGUUUGUUUGUCAGUAAUUUAUUUUGUGAAAAUAUCAGUUCCAAUCUUUGCUCAAGUAAGUAUAAUACCUAAAUCUAUAUAAGUACUUACCGGUAACUUUACAUGUAAUGUUGUAUAGGUAGGUACUAAUUCUGACAAUUAAAAAUUAUAUUUUGUGUUUUAGGUACUAAACUAGGUGAGUUUAAUAUCUACUCUUUUGGGAAUAAGUGCUCUUAACAUCCUCAUUAUACUGAGUAGUAGCGUCUAGUGGGGGGAGCUAAAUAACAAGAAUCAGAGCCUAUAUUUUUUACAUUGUAAUCCAUAACUAUUGUUAUCACAACAUCCCAGAUAGUGUUUUGAUCAAAUCAUUCCUUGUUUUUAGCUUAAACAAUAAAAAUAAGACAAGACCCUUGCAAUCAGAAAACUACAUAUUUACUUAAUUUAGGUAAUAUAAUAUAUCAUAACUUUAUUCUACUACGAUUAUUAUAUUUAAAUGGAAUGAAACAUUUAUGAUUAAUAACUUUUAAUUAAUUUGUCUAAUAAACAUAAAUAUUCUUACUACUUUUAAGCAGAUCAAAACUCUAUAAAUAAUUUAUUAAAUAGUGAAUUUUUUUUAACUUUUUACUAUUCAAAUAUUGUUUUGAGUUCCAUCUCACUUCACAUGAAUCUUAAAAAAUAUUGUUAAAUGAUAUAUAGUCACAAUAAUCUACUUUAUUGUUUGCCCUAACUACUCAGUUUUUAAUAUUAUGGUUACCUAUUGUAACUUAUUUAUGGUGUUUAAAUAGUUAUUUUUUAUUUUGACUCUUUAAAUUGAUCAUUAUUUGUUACAUUGUAUUAUUGUCAAUCACCUUUUAGCAUUGAACAUUCAAAUUAUUUCAGAUUAUGGCAUCUUGGUUAUUUGGAGUUUCUAAGCUGACGAGUGAUGUAGCUGAGGAGAGAAAAGAUAAUUCAAAAGACACUCAACCCAUUCAAACUUUGAACCCAGAACCUGUGAACAAUUUGCCCGCAACUAACUUACUUUAUAAUUUACAUCCAACUCCACCCAAAUCAAAAAUGUCUGAUGAGAAUGAAAAACCUAUUAGUAUGUUGGACAGUAUACCAUUUGUAUUAUCAAGCCAAAUCAAUGUGACCACUGAUCUGACUUGUAAUUUGGACGAUAUAAGAAAACGCUUAUCAUCUGUAAAAGAAAUUCUCGAAUCUGACUUAUAUAAUUACGAUUUUUCUAAUGAUAGAAAACUGGUAAACGAUGUAACAAUGUGUUCUUAAAUUACCAUCACUGUACAUAGGUAAUAUUCAAAAUGAAUACUAAUUACUUUGUGAAUUUAUCCUAAUAAAUUUUUUUUAAAGAUAUAUUGAA